AUGUCCUUCUUCCCCACCACCCUCCCCGCCCUCCCCCUGCGCGAAGCAAUCAUCGACCCCCUCUACCGCGCCGUCCUCUCCUUCGACGACGCCGACCUCCCCCUCUUCGAGUCGGCCUUCUUCGAGGACGCGGUCUUCGACUUCGACGGCCGCGUGAUGGAGGGCCGCGCGGCCAUCAAGUCCGGCAGCUGGGACCCUGUUUCCCAGCUGGACACCACCCACUUUUUGAGCAAUGUGCGCAUCAACCUGCCCGCGGAGGAUAGUACCACCGCGACUGUGACCGCCUCGGCGUUGGCGCAGCAUUUCCGCGCGGGCCAGGGGAAUCAGCCUGAUACUUCGCGGUUGACGAGUGGGGCGCUGUAUUCGGUUGAUGUGGCGAGGGAUCUUUCGGAGGGAAGCGGGUGGUGGAGGAUUAAGCGGUGGAGGAUGAAGUUGGUGUGGACGGAGGGGGAUUGGGGGGUUAUGACGGGGAACUAA
Messenger RNA from Aspergillus japonicus CBS 114.51, 477 nucleotides. Its product is annotated as nuclear transport factor 2 family protein. The record is from RefSeq and is a predicted model, not a curated record. The transcript has a single exon. Bases 1 to 477 code for a protein of 158 amino acids. NCBI's taxonomy places the organism in Eukaryota, Fungi, Ascomycota, Eurotiomycetes, Eurotiales, Aspergillaceae.